Molecule: messenger RNA, 1014 nt
Organism: Tupaia belangeri chinensis (Chinese tree shrew)
Lineage: Eukaryota; Metazoa; Chordata; Mammalia; Scandentia; Tupaiidae
Product: olfactory receptor 10S1
Exons: 1
Coding region: 46-1014 (322 amino acids)
Biological process (GO): G protein-coupled receptor signaling pathway
Cellular component (GO): membrane
Molecular function (GO): olfactory receptor activity; G protein-coupled receptor activity
Source: RefSeq, a predicted model, not a curated record
GUUUAUGUCAGUUUAGAGGUAAGUAAGCACUCCGCGUGUGAGAAGAUGGUCACGGAGACAGGGUACCCCAAUCGCACUGUGGUGAAGCACUUCUUAUUGGAGGGACUGAUGUACACAGGUGAGCAUCCUAGCCUGUUCUUCCUCAUCUUCCUCCUCAUCUACAGCAUCACCUUGACUGGGAAUCUCCUCAUUCUCCUAGCCGUGGGCUCUGAUCCUCACCUGCGCUCCCCCAUGUACCACUUCCUGGGCCACCUGUCCUUCCUGGACGCCUGUUUGUCCACAGUGACGGUGCCCAAGGUCCUGGCAGGCCUGCUGACUCAGGGGGGGAAGGUGAUCUCCUUUGAGGGCUGUGCUGUGCAGCUUUACUGUUUCCACUUCCUGGCCAGCACUGAGUGCUUCCUGUACACCGUCAUGGCUUACGACCGCUACCUGGCCAUCUGCCAGCCCCUGCGCUACCCGGUGGCCAUGCACAGGCGGGCGUGCGCGGCGUUGGCCGGGAUCACAUGGGCCACCGGGGCUGUCCACUCCGCAACCCACACCUCCCUCACCUUCCGCCUGCCCUACUGUGGGCCCCGCCGCGUUGCCUACUUCUUCUGUGACAUCCCGCCUGUGCUGAAGCUGGCCUGUGCGGACACCGCGGUCAACGAGCUGGUCAUGCUGGCCAACAUUGGCGCGGUGGCCGCAGGCUGCCUGACGCUCAUCGUCACGUCUUACGUCUUUAUCGUGGCGGCGGUGCUGCGCAUGCGCACGGCCGACGGCCGGCGCCGGGCCUUCUCCACCUGCUCCGCGCACCUCACGGUGGUGCUCCUGUACUACCUGCCGCCCGUGUGCAUCUACCUGCAGCCUCGGUCCAGGGGCGCGGGGGCUGGGGCCCCUGCUGUCUUCUACACGAUCGUCACUCCGAUGCUCAACCCUUUCAUUUACACUCUGCGGAACAGAGAAGUGAAGCGGGCUCUGCAAAGGCUUUUGUGCGGGGGCUGCGCGGAGCCGCCAGCGGGCAGCCCACCCCCUUAG